This is a messenger RNA of Chaetura pelagica (chimney swift), 1289 nucleotides long. RefSeq names its product calcium binding protein 1 (gene CABP1). The transcript is spliced from 6 exons. Gene Ontology annotation, molecular function: calcium ion binding. The record is from RefSeq and is a predicted model, not a curated record. The coding region runs from base 242 to 745 and encodes 167 amino acids. Lineage: Eukaryota; Metazoa; Chordata; Aves; Apodiformes; Apodidae.
UCUCCCCUCCCUCUCCUUCCUGCUUCAUCUCUUCAAGAAAGUGAACAUAAAGUAAAAACACGGAGAGAGAGAGGCAGAGAGAGAAAAAGCUCCCUGAAGAGGGAAGCCCCAGCAGGCAGUAGCUGUUUGGAUUUGCCUGGCGCUGCCUUUCUUGCUUUGCUCCCAAGGAAUACCUUUAAUGGGAUCAAUUGCCUCAGUUCCUUUAUAAUCAAGUCCACCGGAAAGGCAGACUCAACAUAUUAUGGGCAACUGUGUGAAGUCUCCGCUGAGAAACCUCUCAAAAAAGGAUAGAGAGCUGCGUCCGGAAGAAAUUGAAGAAUUAAGAGAAGCCUUUAAAGAAUUUGAUAAAGACAAGGAUGGGUUUAUUAACUGCAGGGACCUGGGGAACUGCAUGCGAACCAUGGGCUACAUGCCUACUGAGAUGGAGCUAAUAGAGCUCUCCCAGCAGAUCAACAUGAACUUGGGUGGCCAUGUGGAUUUUGAAGAUUUUGUUGAGCUGAUGGGACCAAAGCUUCUAGCAGAAACUGCAGACAUGAUUGGUGUCAAAGAGCUCCGUGAUGCCUUCAGAGAGUUUGACACCAAUGGUGAUGGGGAGAUCAGCACCAGUGAGCUGCGAGAAGCCAUGAAGAAGCUUCUAGGGCAGCAGGUGGGCCAUCGGGAUAUUGAGGAGAUCAUCCGGGACGUGGAUCUGAAUGGAGAUGGGCGUGUGGAUUUUGAAGAGUUUGUUCGCAUGAUGUCCCGUUGAAAACAAUUCUCAGCUAAAGAAGAAUCAGCACCUUAGAGAGGGCAGAAGAGGACCUAAAUGGAGCAUCUAGCCCCGAUGUUUCCACAUGAAGGUUUAUCGUCUGGCUGCAAUUGGGACAUUCCAAGAUGACCUGCUGCUCCUCCCUCAUGGCGGUCCCCUUGCCCCUCCACCCUUUCACACUGUGAAAGACUUGCAACUUCCUACAACUGGAACCAUUCCUUGGAAAUGAUUGCAGGAAACUGUAGAGCCAAGACUUGCCAUGAUGCUUUCAUGGGAUAUUUGCAACUUUAGACUCCUCCUCCCCAGCUUUGUUCUCCCAUCAGCUGCUGCAAAGCAAGAGCAGGAGAAACCCUCUUGCCUUGGUGGAUGAGAGCAAAGCCGUUGGGACUGGUGGCAGCCUCAGGGCGUGCUCUGCACUUCUUGGUUUCCCUUGGUGAACUGUGUCCGUGUUUGCUGUCUGUGUGUGUGUGUCUAUCUGUGUGGAGUUAUUUAUGCAUCUCCUGUGGUUAUGUUUACCAAGAGUAAAUUCAAAUACAUGUCUUGC